CACAUAACAUGGCUCCAUGCCGUAUUACCCUGAUUGCCGGGGUCCUGCUCUGCAUGGCGGUGGGUCAGUCCAGGGCCGUCAUCCCUGUUGAAGAAGAGAACCCUCGUUUUUGGAAUGAGAAGGGAAACCAGUCCCUCACGCAGGCACUGAAUCUGCAGCCUAUUGUGGGCCAAGCCAAGAACCUUAUCCUGUUUCUGGGUGAUGGGAUGGGCAUCCCCACUGUGACAGCGACGCGGAUCCUCAAGGGGCAGAUGGCGGGCAAGACAGGAGAGGAAACCACACUGACUAUGGACACAUUUCCGUUCCUGGCCCUUUCAAAGACUUACAACGUAGAUAAGCAGAUGCCUGACAGUGCGGGCACUGCCACAGCCUACUUGACUGGCGUCAAGGCCAACUACGGCACGCUGGGCCUGAAUGCAGCAGCCCGGCGUGGCCAGUGCAAUACCACCUUCAGCAACGAGGUCGAAUCUGUGCUCCACAGGGCCAGGAGGGCAGGGAUGUCCGUGGGCAUCGUGACUACAGCACGAGUGCAGCAUGCCUCACCUGGCGCUGCCUAUUCGCACUCGGCCGACAGGAACUGGUAUAGUGACGCCGAACUGCCGGUGGAUGCGGCAAAGCAGGGCUGCCGUGAUAUUGCCUUCCAGCUGGUCAACAACACCGACAUCAACGUCAUUCUUGGAGGUGGACGCACCUACAUGUUCCCCAAAACCACAAAAGACCCAGAAUACUCCACCAGUUAUGGAUCCCGAUUAGACAACACUGAUCUCGUCGAUAAAUGGCUCGCGGGAAAGAAGAACGCAAAGUAUGUGUGGAACAAAGCUGAUUUUGAUGCUGUGAAUGCAGAUAAUGUGGACUAUUUGAUGGGCCUGUUUGAACCAAAGGACAUGCGCUACGAGCUGGAACGCGACCCCAGUACUGAUCCAUCCCUCCCGGAGAUGGUGGAGAAGGCCAUCAGGAUCCUCAGCAAGAACCCCAAGGGAUUCUACCUGUUUGUGGAAGAUGAUGGCAGGAUAGACCACGGUCACCAUGAUGGCAAAGCCAAGCAGGCCCUGACUGAGGGUGUGCAGUUCGAUCUGGCCAUCGCCAAGGCCUUGGAGCUGGUGAGCAUCAAGGACACACUGAUGGUGGUCACAGCAGACCACUCUCACGUCUUCAGCUUCGGAGGCAACUCUGCCAGGGGGAAUCCCGUCUUUGGGCUGUCAAGCUCAAACGGUCUGGACGACCGGCCCUUUACUACAGCACUGUAUGGAAACGGACCAGGAUUCAAAAUAGUCAAUGGAAGCCGCCCUUUGAUUAAUGCCUCCAUAGCAGGUGAUAAGGACUACAUGCAGCAGGCGGCUGUACCUUUGGACUCAGAGACGCACGGCUCGGAGGACGUCGUCAUCUUUGCUCAAGGGCCCAUGGGCCACCUCUUCCACGGAGUGCAGGAACAGAGCUACAUUGCCCAUGUUAUGGCCUAUGCUGCGUGCCUGGAGCCCUACACUGCCUGCCCCAAUGCGGGGCCUGGUACCCUGAAAGCCAGCCUCCUAGCCUUGCUGCUAGCCCUACUGGGCACCGUCAUGCUGUCCUGAGCCAGUCCUUCCUGAUUCCUAGAAUAUCAAAGAAGAUUCAGUAUACUGAAGUGUGCCCGCAUUGGACUGCCAUUGUACCCACCCCCUAGUCAUGUGACCUUGACCUUUAAAAUGUUUCUCCUCACAUUUUUAAAGAAUCAGGUAUUGCAAAAGAUGAUAAAAGGGAUCCCUGUGCAAACACGGCCAUGUGGUGACUUUAUGUGGUUGUGUUCGCACACUAA
Molecule: messenger RNA, 1792 nt
Organism: Brienomyrus brachyistius
Lineage: Eukaryota; Metazoa; Chordata; Actinopteri; Osteoglossiformes; Mormyridae
Product: intestinal-type alkaline phosphatase-like
Exons: 11
Coding region: 9-1571 (520 amino acids)
Biological process (GO): dephosphorylation
Cellular component (GO): plasma membrane
Molecular function (GO): alkaline phosphatase activity
Source: RefSeq, a predicted model, not a curated record